Phragmites australis (common reed) is the source of this 1066-nucleotide messenger RNA. RefSeq lists its product as uncharacterized. Lineage: Eukaryota; Viridiplantae; Streptophyta; Magnoliopsida; Poales; Poaceae. The record is from RefSeq and is a predicted model, not a curated record. The transcript has a single exon. Bases 605 to 856 code for a protein of 83 amino acids.
UCCAAGGAAAGUUUAGCAACGGAAGUUACCUAUUGGUGGCGAGCUACUUAUUAGUAGGAUUUCUGCUUCGGCAUGGUGUCUGUCUUGUGGGUCAUGGGAAUUGGGAAUCAUGCUUUAGAUGAACAAGGCAUCAGCAAUGAUACCACGCUCACAAGUUUCAUUCAAACUUGGAACAUUAUCCUGGUUCGCGAUUCAGUAUUAUUCAAGCGGAUGUUUUUUAGAUAAUGUAAGUACAAGUCAGACGAUUUACCUGUAACUACAAAGAUGUGCCGCGCGCGUUAAGCAACUUAGUGAGCUCUAUCUCUUUGCGUAAGCGGCAAUGUUCGGUUAUGAUUGACUAUUGAGGGGGGUUACAUGUACACUUCUCCAGUUUCAAUUGUGGAUAGCACCUUACACAAGUCUCCAAGACCUACAUUUCUGCAUCGAUGGCUUCAGUUCACCUCCUAGCCAAGAUCUCUUGUUGAAGUCAUCUAAUUUGCACAGCUGGCCAAAUCUACGCUUGAUAUGACCUCUUCUGUAACAAAUCAUUCACUCAUGCUGACCUGCCAUACUUAUCACGGUUUCUGCCAUUUCUAAUCCGCUUCUUGUCUGCAGGCCUGCGGUGAUGGAAGACCAACCAAAUGCUGCAAUGGCGAGCCUUGGUCUAAGGGUGAAAGCAAACCUGGUUCUUGGAGCAGAAUCAUUUGCUAUUAGUUCAGAGUCCGGCAUCCUGUCGGAGCAGCUGGCUGCAAUGAAGGAGAAGAGCAUGGUGAUCCUCAAGGAGUACAUCACCAAGCAUAAUGCUCCAAACGAAUCCGAGGACGAGGGUGAAACCCUUGUCAACAACCCACCAAAGAAAUCUAAGAAGCAGAAGUGAUCAUCCUGAUUUCAUCGUAUUCAUUGUGCUUCCUGUAGUCUUUCUGCAGUUGCACUGCCGAAGAUAGAACAUACUGCUGUAUCUUUAGCUAUGAUUUUUAACCCAGAGAGACCAGAGUAUUGUUGGGCACAUCCUGCUAGUGUAAGAUCAGAUUGUUUUUACUUGUUAGGCACGUCAUGCUGGUGUAAGAACUUGCUGAUCUUAUAUGUG